CUUUUUUGCUUUUUCGUCUCUCGGAUCGUUCGGACGUGCUGCGCGGUAUCGUCUGUGUGAGUGAGUGAGUGUGCGUGAGUGGAGCGGCGAAACAGCACAAUUGAAAUUGAAUCGAGUUGCGGCAGUUUUAUCUCCGGAUUUCAGGGGGAUAUAAUAAAAUAUCUUGAUCUAUUUACAAACAAAUCGAAGUGGAAUGCAAUGCCGCACACAAGUGCUUAGAGCGGCGUGUCUGUGUGCGUAUGUCACUCUCUCUUCGAAAUAGUAAACAAAUUACGAAUAAAGUUUACUGCAAGGCAAACAAAACAAAUAUUUAAUAAAUACAAAAUACAAAGUAUUCUUUAGUGCGUCUUUUUCGGGAAAACCGCCAUAAAAGCAGCUACGCCGACGUCAACAGAACGCGUGCUGCAAGUGUGUUAGUGAGGCGUAUACAAAUAUAUAUAUACCAACAAAUAAGUGCAUAUAAAGUGUACAUAAGCAGUAAAUUUAAUUAAGUGAAAUCCAUAUAGUUUUGUGCAUGCAAAGUCGGAAAAAUCAAAAGGAGUUCCGCAGCAGCAGGGCAGCGGCAGAGGCGCCACCGACUAACGGAUUUUCACACGCGGUUGACCAACAUACAGAAUCACGACGACGCGACGAGCGAAAAUGGCCAAAAUGGAGGUCGACGAUGUGGUCGACUUGAGUUUGGGGUCCGGUCGUGAUCCGGCGUUGACCAUAACGCCGGCUCCGUCUCCGUCUCCGGCGGGUCUGAGCAAUCGGGAUCUGCGAGCUCUGACGGCGAACAACGCGGGCCUGACCAUCACUCCAUCUCCAGCGCCGACGACCAACAACGGCCCAUCCGCCAAUAGCAGUAGUAGCAUCAACUCCAACAGCAGCACCACCAACAACAGCAGCAGUAACACCAAUAGCUCCAGCGCAAACAGCGGCAGCAGCAAUAGCGUCAAUGCCAGUGAAGGAGUCGCUGGGGCGCCAGGAGGCGGAUCAACCAUCGGCGGCGGUCAGGAUGAGAACAAGGUUCAACGGAGGGUCCUGCGACCGCGAACCGAACCCAAAUCCUAUGCCGAAGCACCGGACAUUGUGUUAUUACCCGCUCGCACCAAUGGACGCCAGCAGAACGGGAACAUAGACUCGGAGACGGAUGACGAGGAGAUGCCACUGUAUGUGCCCAUCAAGGAGCUGAGUCAUGCGGAGCUCAAGGAGCGCGAGAAGAGUCUGCGGAAACUGCGACAGGAUCUGCGCAACGAGGAGACCAAACUGAUGCUGCUCAAGAAACUGAAGCAGUCGCAGCAGGUGAUGAAGGAGAAUCUGGUGGUGACACCGACCAGCGUUUCGCCCAACAAUCCGCUGGCCGCCAUUCCCGCCGCCCUCACCUCGAAGGGAUCGCUGAGCGUGACGCCCACGUCGGCGGUGCCGCUGCCCGCCCACAGCAAGGGCAGCAGGAGCAGCUUAAGCGGCAGCGGCGGACCGGCAGUGAGCAUUAGCGCCACAAACAGUCGAACGGGUAGCUCGAGUUCAGCGGCGGCAGCCGCUUCUGCAAUUGCCGCUGCAGCGGCUGCUUUAAGCGGUCAACAUCGCAACAGCAGCAGCAGCAACUCGAUUUUGCCGCCGCCGAGGUCAUCACUGCCAGCGGGAGCCACAUUGGCCGCCGGCACCACCAUCACGCCCGCCACCUCCUCGUCGCAUCGGUCCAGCAAUUUGCCGCCGCGCACCAACCUGCCGAAUCUCACCAUCACGCCCUCGGUGACCAUCACGCCCACAUCGGCGCCGCCCUCCAGUCUGAAACCACGCAAUCCUAAUAUUUCGGAUAAUUCGAAGGUACCUGGGACCAUAAGCAAUUCUGUUUCCAUCACGCCGGCGCUACCACUCUCCCAAUCGCAUCAGAAUCAGCACAACGAUCAGAAGAAUGAUCGCUCGACGCCAAGGGAAGAUGCCCAGACACCUGCUCAAAGACAGGCGGCUGCUAAAAUGGCCCUCCGCAAGCAGUUGGAAAAGACGUUGCUUCAGAUUCCCCCACCAAAGCCACCACCGCCAGAGAUGCACUUUAUACCCAAUCCCAGCAACACGGACUUCGUAUAUCUCCUCGGAUUGGAAACCGUUGUGGACUAUCUGACCGUCAACAAGAAGGCCAAUGCAGUUGCCGCUCCCUUCCGUUGUGCCCAGUGCAAGAUUGACUUUACGCCCGUGUGGAAGUGGGAGAAGCAGACCAACAAAGAUCCCAAGGUGAUUUGCGAGCAGUGCGUCACGUCGAAUGUGAAGAAGGCGCUGAAGGCGGAGCACACCAACCGACUGAAACAGGCGUUCGUGAAGGCGCUGCAGCAGGAGCAGGAGAUCGAGCAGCGUCUGGCCAGCCAGAGCAGUCCCUCGCCGGUGGACAACCAUGGAUCGAGUGGCGGUGGCAAUUCGCUGUCCGUGUCCGCGGUGACCAGCAACUCCUCAUCUGCGCACCUGCAACGGGAACGGGAGCAGUUGCAGGCGACGCACGCCUCGGCGGCUGCUGCUUUGGUCAAUUUGCCGCCGUCGGUGACGGUGAUACCCACCAAAUGCCAGACGCCAACGCCAGCGACACCGCGUCCAACGCCGCCGCCGCCGCAGAGUCAGGCCACACCGCCGCCUUCAUCGUCGAGUGGGUCACGAUCCUCGCGAGCGGCGGCCACGGCAGCAGCGGCCGCCAUUGCCGCCCAGCAGGCGGGCAUCCUCAGUCCCGGACCGUCGGCGGCGCAUCACCACGAGGCGGCCAGCUCGUCGCGAUCAUCCCGCAACGAUCGGCUCGACCACCAUCACCAGUCGCAGCAGCAGCAGCAGCGGGAUCAGCGGGAGCGGGAACAGCAGCGGGAUCAGCAGACGCAGCAGCAACAGCAGCAGCAGCAGCAGGCCCAGAGCUACGACAAAUACUCGGCGGCCACGCUGGCGGCGGCUGCUCAUCUGAGUGCCCUUGGCGGCAUGGGCGGGCUGAACAUCAACAGCCUGGCCAGUCUGGGCAACCUCGGCAACCUGGGCAACCUCAGCCAGCUGGGCAAUCUGGCUGCCUUGGGCGGACUGGGCAACUUUGGCGGCGCCUCGACGGGCACCAAUAAUCCGGCGGCGGGACUGGGCAACUCCUCGCCAGCUGCCACGGCGGCCGCCAUGCAGGCUUUCCAGCAGCAGCUCUUUAGAGCUCUGGGUCAAGGUCUUGGAGGCAAUCCGCAGCACAUGAUGCAGUUUGCUCCGCUUCUGUACUCUUACCAGAUGGCAAUGGCGCAGGCGGCACAAGUGGCAGCCUUCAACAAUAACAACAAGAAGAGCAGUUCGUCCUCGGGAUCGUCGAAGAACUCGAGCAGUGCCAGCAGCAUGGCGGAUGUGCAGCGGGCGGCGGAGCUGCAGCGCCAGUAUUUGCUGGAGAUGAUUCCGCCGCAGCAGCAGAGCGGAGCCAGCGGCAGUCGCCAGAACAACUGGAAGGCCUAAAAGGCCGCCACUAACCGUAGAUUACAAUUAACAAGAGCAACGUUAAGAACAGAUGAUGAUGCAGCAGCAGUAGCAGCAGUAACAACUAUUUUUAUGGUUUAAUUGAUUAGGUAAUUUUAUGAGUUAAACAAAACGGAUGAAACAAAAACAAUUGCUAAGGAAACAACAUCAAAUAUACACGUAAUUAUUAAUUAUGCUACUUGUAAACAAUAAUUAAACAUAAUUAUACAAAACGAAAGAAGAAGAAGCAAAACCAAGCCGAUCUAAACAUAAUUGUUAGUAGUUUCCUUUUUUGUUACCACUGCAUUGAAUAUUUUAAUUAAUUUGCCAGCCAGAAUAUAGCAGCCGAUAAAUGAAUGCGAAAACUUUUACGCUCCUAGUAAUUGAAUAUUAAAUAUGAAUAAUAUUGAAUCCUAGCCAGUAAGAAGAUUGCCCCGUUUUUCUAGGGGCACACACACACACACACACCAUUCACAUACCACCCCCCAACCCGCCCUCGCCACACCUUUUUGUAAUUGUUAACCUUUUUUGGGAGCACCAGAUGGGAUUGCUAAACCUUAUCGAUAAGAAGGGCGCUCCCGUUUCGGUCUUAUUCAACAAUUUUGUCGUACAAUUCGUUUAGUUUCUAGUAUCGUGAAUAAAUCUAUAAAUAUAAAUAUUAUAUUUUUUAAUCAAUUUUAAGCAUAUGCAUAGUAUUAGUUGUAAACAAAUUUUUAGGGUAUAAUAAAUUACGGAAAACAAUUACACAAAUUCUUGCAUUGCCAGCCACAAAACAAAAAAAAAAAAAACACAUAAUCCAACACAUCAUAAUCAUCAUCAUUUCCGAUAUCAAAUCCUCCACAUGCCUUAUCCAUGUUACAGCUCCGAUACGAAGUUAGUACUGUUAUUUAGUUGAGACCGCCAGGGAUCCAGCAACCAUAUAAUAAUACCACGAUCGUCUCCCCUAGAACUGUUUGAUUUUCUUUCGAUUCAAAUGCAAAUAUACAUCGAAAACUUAAAGCUAAAAACCGUAUAAUAAUUUGUACAUAUAUGACAUUUGAGGUAUUCAUCUUCGGUAAACCGAAAUUUAUAUACUCUUCCCAUUAGAAAAGAACAGAUCUUCAGGUUUUUGAUCCUCCAUUGAAAGCGAGCUCUUCCCAAAAGAAAAAUGGGGGAGGAUGAGCUAAGCAGACAUGAAUAUAAUAAUAAUAUUGACUGAAUACUAGCAUAUACACAGAGUAGGAAUCUAGGCAGAAGCAGAGGCUUGCAUAAACCCUUAAACAUACGAGGUAAAACAUAUAUAUUUUUGAUUUAUCGGACGGUAGUAGUUGAAGGUUUACAUUCAGGCGAAUCAUUCGGAACACAAACCAAAUUCACUUUGGGCAUGCGAAAUCAAAAUGUGAUCAAAAUAUGAAAUUACAAAAAACGUAAAAAAUCGAGAGUAAAAAGAAAACAAUUAAAUGGAAACGAGCAGAUGAGAAGUUCAUAAUUAUUAUAAGCUAAAUUAAAGAAAACUUAAAAUGCAUUGUAAUUCAGUCGGCAUCAGUUUCAGUGUGUAUGUGUGUUUGAAAUUCUAUGCUAAAUGUAAAACAGUAUAAGAAUAUAACAGUUUUUAAACCAAAAA
Messenger RNA from Drosophila ficusphila, 5038 nucleotides. RefSeq names its product transcription factor dcp-66 (gene simj). The record is from RefSeq and is a predicted model, not a curated record. Gene Ontology annotation, cellular component: NuRD complex. Lineage: Eukaryota; Metazoa; Arthropoda; Insecta; Diptera; Drosophilidae. Gene Ontology annotation, biological process: negative regulation of transcription by RNA polymerase II. The coding region runs from base 640 to 3435 and encodes 931 amino acids. The transcript has 9 exons.